Messenger RNA from Aspergillus thermomutatus, 2178 nucleotides. Its product is annotated as CeGAL family transcription factor. Gene Ontology annotation, molecular function: zinc ion binding; DNA binding. The coding region runs from base 1 to 2178 and encodes 725 amino acids. The transcript has a single exon. The record is from RefSeq and is a predicted model, not a curated record. Lineage: Eukaryota; Fungi; Ascomycota; Eurotiomycetes; Eurotiales; Aspergillaceae. Gene Ontology annotation, biological process: DNA-templated transcription.
AUGACCACACCCUCUUCGUCUACGACUGGUCUGGGCGAAUGUAACGACGUGCAAUGGCAGUACCACGGUCGACCAGCCAAAAGGCGCAAAGGGACCUCAAUCGCAGGCAGGUCCCGACCCUCGCCUCGAGAGAUUGGCAUUAUGAGAGAGACAAAACAGGACGAUUCCGCCACAUUUCUAGGAAGUUCUAGUGGAAUUCACUUUAUCCGGACCGUUUACAAUGCAUUUGCAAGGCGUUCAGCGGUCUUACAGAAAGCGCGAGUCAGGAACCAGAGCUUGGUGCCUGGCGAAGACGAUCAGUUACAAAGAAGUCCCGGAAAGUCGCACGGGCUUGAUGAACUUUGUUUCAAAGACGAGUUGUCUCUUCAAAGCCCUGAGUUUGUGUCAUUUGAGAGGCUCGUGAGUUGGUCGCGGAGCUACUUUGAACACUGGCACCCUAUCUUUCCCUUCCUGCAUGCGCCGACCGUGUUGAAAGUCAUGGAAAAGGUCAGCGAGAAAGGAAUCGAGACUUUGAAUCGUGUCGAUCUAGCUAUUUUACGCUCCAUAUUCUCUAUGUCCGUGGUUGAUAACCGCCAGGUGCAGGACUCUGGUACCGCGGCGGAUCCGAUCCCUUCGGUUCUGGUGUAUCAAACCGUGCAAGAGGCGAUGGAAAGCAUCCACGCUUUGCUUCUGGAGCCAUCGACACUGCCGUUGCUACAGGCAGUAUUCAGCGUCCAGCUAGUACUGACAUCUGUGUUACGUCUCAAUACAGCUUCCAGAGUCGGAGGAUUGAUCACUCGAACGGCGUUCCAUCUGGGUCUUCAUCGCUGUCCCGCACGCUUCUCGUGCUUCGGUCAUGAGGAUGCAGAGAUUCGCCGUCGUCUUUUCUGGUCGAUUUACUGUCUAGAAAGAUAUUUGUCCCAAGCUCUCGGCACACCCCCCAGUAUGCAGGAUGACGACAUCGAUGUCUGCUAUCCAGGGAGUGAAAGGCACGGAGAGAUAGGAAUGAUGCCACAAGCAAAGGACUCCCGCAGCCAUUUGCGAUUGCUUACCCAUCUUGCCAAGUUUGCACGGCUCAGGGGUCUUAUACUGGAACUUCGCAACAAAUCCAUACUGCACAGUCAUGACAAUACGGUCGAGGCCAUUUAUGUCAACGGUGAACUUGCGCAAUGGUGGAACGAGGUCUAUGACGACGUUUAUCCCAUGGAGGAGCAGCUGGAACAUCCGUCCCUGCACGAAACAUCUUUGCAACCUUACCACCGCUUACUGCUUGUGGUCCUAAGGCACGAGUCGAUCAUAUCAAUGAAUCGACCAUUACUGGCCGCUGAACAACUCUCGCCGGAAUACAAAUCAGCCCUACACACCUGUAUUGAAUCUUCACGGUCCUUGGUUUCAGCUUUGGGGAAGUACCUACUCGCUGAUAAUAGUAGCCAAAACGGCGAAGAUGCAGCAGACGGUAGAAAACACCAAGCGCCAUUGACUUGGCCAUCGUUUACCUGGGCCACCUGGAUGGCCUGUCUUAUCCUGAUGUACGCAGCAUCAGAGGGCGAGUUUUCAAGUAUUAGCGCCCUGAAAUAUGCUAAACUCGGCAUCUUGAUAUUGGAACAUCUCUCCUUGCGGAAGAGUAGCUGGCCGGAGACCUGUAUCGAAGCGAUCAAAGGCAUGGAGUCGGCCUUGAGAAUCAACCUAGCAUCUGAUUCUGGCCAAAAAUCUCCGGUACCCAGCUCGUUUCCCAGAAGCACACCACGGAUAACGCGGUCAGCUCCCAGCGAGGCUCACAUACACAUAGGGCCGAAUGGUAGAACAGAUGCAUUCUCAGAGCAGGAUGAGGGCAUGUCGCAAGCAGAUCCCCUGUCUUCGCCCUUCACGCCGAGAAUGAGUACCUCGAACAUCCCCGAGAGAACACCAUUCGGGCUAUCCCCCACAGCACAUGAGCAACAGCCAAUGUCGAACCAGGCCCAUCAGCCGUCGGAUUACAGUCUGCACAAUGACCAAUCCAGCCUCGGGAUAGAGGCUGGCAGUAUGAAUGACUUGAACUCAGCUGGUUUGAUUUUCGGAGACACGAUGGGCUCACACUUGUCCUAUGCGAUCGCUGCAGGCCAGGAACUCGCUCCUUUUGCAAAUGCCGACCCGUGUGCUAUAAACAAUCUAUGGAGUGUUGCGGAUGGCCCUUGGAUGAUUCACGGAAACUUUUCAUGA